Messenger RNA from Galeopterus variegatus (Sunda flying lemur), 767 nucleotides. It is a transcript of the gene TMEM134, whose product is annotated as transmembrane protein 134. NCBI's taxonomy places the organism in Eukaryota, Metazoa, Chordata, Mammalia, Dermoptera, Cynocephalidae. The record is from RefSeq and is a predicted model, not a curated record. Bases 41 to 685 code for a protein of 214 amino acids. The transcript is spliced from 6 exons.
GGUGUCGCGGCGGCGCUGGGCUCCGGAGCGGGCCGGGGUCAUGAGCGCCGCCCGGCCUCAGUUCAGCAUCGAUGACGCCUUCGAGCUGUCCCUGGAAGACGCGGGCCCUGGGCCGGAGUCCAGCGGGGUUGCCCGCUUCGGGCCGCUGCACUUCGAGCGCCGGGCCCGGUUCGAGGGGGCUGACGAGGACAAGCAGUCCCGGCUGCGCUACCAGAACCUGGAGAACAAUGAGGAUGGAGCCCAGGCCUCUCCGGAGCCAGAUGGAGGAGUCAGCACCAGUCCCCUCUCAGAGCCCACUAUCCUGCAGGGGCCAGGCAUCGUCCCUGCACCAUUCCAUGCACUUCAUCAUGACUCCUGUCUGGAAGGGACUUUUUGCCUCCCUACUGCCCCUCACUGGACCACCUGUCCUGCAGAGAUUCUAGCCGAACAUCCAUCCGCACCUCCCAGUGGUCCUUUAGCACCAUCAGCAGCAACACCCAGGGCUCCUACAAUGCCUGUUGCAGUACUGAUCCUGGUCGGCGUGGGACUGGAAGUGGCCCCCUCUCCAGGUGUCUCCAGCGCCGUCUUCUUCGUGCCGGGCUUCCUGUUGCUGGUCCCGGGAGUCUACCACGUGAUCUUCAUCUACUGCGCCGUCAAGGGCCGCCGGGGCUUCCACUUCUUCUACCUGCCCUACUUCGAGAAGUGAACUGCCGCCGCGACGGCCGGGCCCUCAUCGCAGGACCCUCGAAACCCCCAGCUCCGCCGGGAGUUUGCUCAGGAAGUUUGGG